AUGAAUCUCUCACUCGUCGAUCCAUUCGCGCUCGCCCAAGACUAUCCCGAUACUCUGACCGGAACAUUACGGAGCGGCCAUGCUGCAUGUCUACGGUUCAGUCGCAAGGGCGAUUAUCUCGCCGCAGGUCGGGUUGACGGUACGGUUAUCAUUUUUGAUCUUGAGACAAACGGGGUUGCCCGCAAACUACGAGGGCACACGAGGCAGAUACAGUCGCUCAGUUGGUCCAGAGACGGUCGAUAUAUGCUAAGCGCAUCGCAAGACUGGAAAUGUAUAUUAUGGGAUUUGAAGGAUGGUUCGCGAGUGCGGAUGGUCCGUUUUGCAGCUCCAGUAUACAUUGCCGAAUUGCACCCUUUUAAUCAUCUAUUGUUCGUCGCCUCUCUCUUCGAAGAACAACCUGUUUUAGUCGACAUCUCAAACCCCAAACCUAUCAAACACAUUCUCCCCUCCGUCCCCCUACGACCCCAGGACGGAGUCGAUCCCGCUGCAGCAGCCAAACAAGCCGCGCAAGACGCGAAACAAUCAACAUGCGUCACAAUCUUUACUGCAUUAGGCAACCAUAUAAUCUCCGGUACCUCCAAGGGAUGGAUCAAUAUCAUCGAAACCCAAACCUGCCGAACCAUACACUCGACCCGCCUCUGCAACGGCGUCAUCAUCCUCAUCCGCCUCGCAAGCAAUGGCCGCGACCUGCUGAUCAACAGUUCCGAUCGCGUAAUCCGCACAGUCCUCAUGUCCGACCUGUCGCAACUAGGCAUGGGCCUUGACCCAGCAAACAUCAAGCUCGACGUCGAGCACAAAUUCCAAGAUGUCGUAAACCGGCUUAGCUGGAACCACGUCUCAUUCUCGUCGACUGGCGAAUUUAUCAUGGCAUCUACAUACAUGAACUCCGACAUCUAUAUCUGGGAACGAAGCCACGGCUCACUCGUCAAAAUCCUCGAAGGGCCGCGCGAAGAAAUGGGUGUCGUGGAAUGGCACCCUUCGCGACCAAUGAUUAUGUCCUGCGGCCUCGAAUCCGGAUCGAUAUACAUGUGGUCCAUAAUCACCCCCCAGAAAUGGUCCGCCCUCGCCCCGGAUUUCGCAGAAGUAGAAGAAAACGUCGUCUACGUCGAACGUGAAGAUGAAUACGACAUCCACCCAGCAGAAGAAGUGCAUCAACGACGUCUCGAUCAGGAAGAUGAGAGUCCCGAUGUCCUUUCUCUAGACCAUAUGAGUAAUGGUGCUGCGCUGGGCGAAAUGGAUAUUGAUACGUUCCGUAUGCCGGUGUUAUUGGAUCUGUCGGAUAGUGAGAGUGAAGAAGAGAUUAUUGCUGUUGGGCCGGGAACUAUGAGGAGACGAAGUCCGGGCGCGGGGAGGGAGUGGAUGAAUACUUCUAAUGAUGGGGCAUCUUCUACGAGAGGGACGCUUGGAAGGGGGAGGAAGAAGUGA
Talaromyces marneffei is the source of this 1425-nucleotide messenger RNA. RefSeq lists its product as uncharacterized. The record is from RefSeq and is a predicted model, not a curated record. Gene Ontology annotation, molecular function: protein binding. Bases 1 to 1425 code for a protein of 474 amino acids. NCBI's taxonomy places the organism in Eukaryota, Fungi, Ascomycota, Eurotiomycetes, Eurotiales, Trichocomaceae. The transcript is spliced from 5 exons. Gene Ontology annotation, cellular component: Set1C/COMPASS complex.